Messenger RNA from Calliphora vicina (urban bluebottle blowfly), 655 nucleotides. It is a transcript of the gene RpL31, whose product is annotated as ribosomal protein L31. Gene Ontology annotation, cellular component: cytosolic large ribosomal subunit; ribosome. The coding region runs from base 100 to 474 and encodes 124 amino acids. The transcript is spliced from 3 exons. Gene Ontology annotation, molecular function: structural constituent of ribosome. NCBI's taxonomy places the organism in Eukaryota, Metazoa, Arthropoda, Insecta, Diptera, Calliphoridae. The record is from RefSeq and is a predicted model, not a curated record. Gene Ontology annotation, biological process: cytoplasmic translation.
GAUGGCGUUGACGUUUGACAGUUCUCCCUUUCUUUUACGUCAGGCUUUCAUUUCCGAUAGGACUGUGAAUAGCAGAUAAGCAUUUUCAUAACAAGAAAAAUGGCCAAAACAAAAGGUGAAAAACGUAACAAGUCCGCCAUCAAUGAAGUGGUAACCCGCGAGUGCACCAUUCACUUGGCCAAGCGUGUCCACAACAUUGGCUUCAAGAAGCGUGCUCCCCGUGCUAUUAAGGAAAUCCGCAAAUUUGCCGAAAAGGAGAUGGGUACCAAUGAUGUCAGAAUCGACACCCGUUUGAACAAGCACAUCUGGUCCAAGGGUAUCAGAUCCACCCCCUUCCGCGUUCGCGUACGUUUGGCUCGUCGUCGUAAUGAUGAUGAAGAUUCACCCAACAAAUUGUACACUUUGGUAACUUAUGUUCCUGUUGCCACCCACAAGAACUUGCAAACCGAAAAUGUUGAAUCCAACGAUGAUUAAAUUCUACGUUAGACGUAUCCCUUCCAAAUGUGAUUAUUGCCAGCCAAGGCAAUAUGUUUUGGUUGGGUAAUGUUUAGAUGAUUAUCAGUUGUUUGUUCUAAAACGGACUUUUAGGUUUAAAUAAAAGUAAUGUCCAUUUUAUUGGAAGAAGAAAAUAAAGUUUUUAUUUUGUACACAACAA